Hansenula anomala is the source of this 1695-nucleotide messenger RNA. RefSeq lists its product as uncharacterized. The record is from RefSeq and is a predicted model, not a curated record. The transcript has 2 exons. Gene Ontology annotation, cellular component: membrane. Gene Ontology annotation, molecular function: nucleoside diphosphate phosphatase activity. Gene Ontology annotation, biological process: nucleoside diphosphate catabolic process. Bases 1 to 1695 code for a protein of 564 amino acids. NCBI's taxonomy places the organism in Eukaryota, Fungi, Ascomycota, Saccharomycetes, Phaffomycetales, Wickerhamomycetaceae.
AUGGGAAAGAAAAAAGGACCAUCCUUGGAUGAAAAUGGCCAUCCAUACGAUUACAUAGUGGUGAUAGAUGCCGGUUCAAAAGGUUCAAGGGCUAAUGUUUAUCGUACGCGAUAUUUCAAUUCCUCAACAACAUUGACAACACGAGAUUGGAAAGAACCUAAAACCAAUGAUAUUAAAAAUGGGAAACAAUUUACAUAUCCUGAAAUAAUCAGCAUGAACCCCAAGAAUGUUAAGAAAAUCAAACCAGGAGGUAUGAGAUUAUUGAAACCUGAGGAUCAACAAAAAAUACUGAAGGAGAUUUGUCAAUACAUUUCAGGGAAGUUUGAUUUUUAUUUACCAGAUUGUUCAAGUCAUAUCAAUUCAAUAAGUGGAGAGAUUGAAGGAUUAUAUUCAUGGAUUGGGAUUAAUUAUAAAUAUAGUGUAUUGGACGCGACUACUGAGAAAUCAUCAUUUGGGAUCUUGGAUAUUGGUGGAGUGUCUUCACAAAUUGCCCUGGAACCAAAUUUAACAGAUUCUGAUAUUUCAUCAAAUGAUUAUUUAUUCAAGCUUCGUUUGAAUUAUCAAGAUGGUGAAGAUUCGAAAAAUUCAUUCAAUGUAUUUAGUGAAUCAUUCCUAGGUGGUAUGAAUCAAAUACAUACACAUUAUGAUGAGAUUUUAAUCCAAGAGAAUAAAACAACAGACCCAUGCUUACCUGAAAAUUCCGUCAAGACUAUAACAACUAAAGAUUCUCAAGGUUAUGACAUGGAGACACAAUUGACAGGGACUGGUGAAUUUACUGAAUGCCUAACAUCAUUAAACACGUUAUUAACCUCGAUAACAAGUACCAAGUCAUGUAAUUUAACUUCAUCAAGUUCAUCAAUCUCAUCAUGUUUGAUAAGUGAUUCAAUGCCAUUUUUGAAAUUUAACAUUGAUAAAUUCAUUGGGAUAAAUGGUUUUUAUUCAAAUUUGAAAAAUUUUUUAAAUUAUUCAGAAUUUUAUUCUAAAACUUCAAAAUUAUGCUCAACUAAAUACACUGAUUUAUUAAACAGUGAAACUGAUGAUCGUGCUUCAGAGAUGUGUUUCAAAUCAAGUUGGUUAAUAAACGUGUUGCACAAUGGGUUGGGAUUCCCAAGGUAUGGUAUUGAUCAAGAGGAGGCAAUUGAUGAGAAUAUAUCUGGGUUUGAUGAUUCUUUCAAGAUAUUGGAUGAAUUUUCAUGGACUUUGGGGAGAGCUGUGUUGUAUUCUUAUUAUGAGAUUGCUGAGAGAACGUUGGGCAAUGGUACUGAAAGACCAAUGAUUGGGUUUAUUGAGCCAAGUUCAUCUAUUUUCCAAUAUGGUGGUGAGAUCCCUGGUGUUGGAUCUAGGCCUGAAUAUAUUUUCAAUAGAUCUGUUAAAGAGUAUGACGAUAAUGAUGACGAUGAUGAUGAUGGUGAUGAUAGUGAUUGGGAUGAUGUUUUAGAAGAACAUAGAUUAUGGGGGUCGUUAUUAUUCUUGUUUAUCUUGUUAUUAGUUGGUUAUUUAAUGUUGGGACGUACAAAGAGACAAAAUAUUGUUGAUGCUGUUAAAAAAUUAUAUCAUGAUAAGUUUAAAAGUAGGUAUAGAGUUGUGGAACAAGAUGAAUUGGAGUUGGAUGAGAGAGGUCAAGAGCGUGGUGAAGGUGAAGUUGUUUUUGAAACUGAUGAUUCAAGACACAGAGAUGAUAGUUUUGAAGUUUGA